UCCGAUGGAAAAUUUAAAAUCGUCUUCUGAUUUGAAAUUGUGAUGAAGUUCGUGAAAUUCACAGCAGCAUGUUACUGAGCGCGUUCAGCUUAAUGUUCACUACCGGUGAUGUCAACAAUAUGUACAGAUAAACAUAAAAUUUGAGGAAUAUGGAAGAAGUUCUUGAUAAUGUUGACCGCAGAGGAGAAAUUUAUCAACAGAGUGAUGAAGUAAUCGUGAACGAUGCCGAAGGAUCAGUGGUGUACAACUGCAAUUCCUGUGAUAUGACGUUCUCCUCGGUUGACCAACAUAUUCGCAAUUUUCAUCCGAACGAAGGAAUAGUAGUGGAAGUGGAAGAGGAAAUUGCAGACAAUUAUGGCUUCGAAGAAGUUAUUGAGGAUAUAGUUGAUGAAUCGUCCUGCUUCAAGUGCCAAAUUUGCUGCACUGUAUUGAAAAGUGGGAGAAGCUUGAAGUUGCAUAUGAGAGUACAUGAUGCUAAAGCAGAUAAAGGCGAUGCAAACAAUGAGCUGAAGCACCUUUGUAAGCUUUGCAACCGAGGCUUCAGCAAUGACGAGCAUCUCAAGUUGCAUCUCCUCGCUCACGACAAGACUCAGCUGGUUGAUUUCGAUAGUGGAGAGAAGGAGGGGUCCGGUUAUCCGUGCAACUAUUGUGGGAAGCGGUUCAAACGGCCAUUCGAGAAGGUUAAACAUGAACGUAUACAUACCGGGGAACGACCGUUUUCGUGUAAUACAUGUGGAAAGCGGUUCCGGGUGUCCAGCUGCCUGACACUUCAUUUGAGGACGCAUGACGAUUCGAGACCAUUUGUGUGCCCGCAUUGUAAAAAGAGGUUUAAAGUGCAAUCGGCAUACAAUCAUCAUCUGAAAAUUCAUUCGCACGAACGCAACUAUCAUUGUUCGUAUUGUUCGAAGUCUUUCAAAACCUCUGUCCAACUGAAUGGGCACCAGAAGAGCCAUACCAAACCGUUUUCCUGUUCGGAGUGUAACCGCCCUUUCGGAUCACUGUACUCGGUUAGGAAGCAUAUGCAGGUCCACCAGCAGGCGGACAAUAAGCUGAGCUACAGUUGUGAUAUCUGCGGUGCCAACUAUGCGCGGGUUUUUGCGCUGCGCGACCAUCGCAAGCAGCAACAUGGGAUCGAUGGCGACGAGCAGUGUGCAGAACACGAUGCCGAUGAUCCCGGAGAGGAUGGUGAAACAAUUGAAUCGGAAAUCGUCGUGGAGGAGUCUUUUGAACUCAAGGUGGAAUCCGAAGAAACCAUAGAAGAGGAUUUGCUAUUUUGAAUAGUUUAUUUCUGUUGUUUUCUAUAACGGCUGAUAUAGGUACAAUCGAUCAAUACUUAAUAAUUGUUUGCUGUUGUUCUAUGGGCGUUUAUUUCAUUGCAAUAUUAUUUCACUAGAUAAUGUUCUUACCUUUUUAUGUAUACACGAUUAUGAAUUCAAUAAAAACAUUACUUAUUACGCGGUAAUAGCUAUUG
Ochlerotatus camptorhynchus is the source of this 1471-nucleotide messenger RNA. Its product is annotated as gastrula zinc finger protein XlCGF8.2DB-like. Gene Ontology annotation, molecular function: DNA-binding transcription factor activity, RNA polymerase II-specific; RNA polymerase II cis-regulatory region sequence-specific DNA binding. NCBI's taxonomy places the organism in Eukaryota, Metazoa, Arthropoda, Insecta, Diptera, Culicidae. Gene Ontology annotation, biological process: regulation of DNA-templated transcription. The transcript is spliced from 3 exons. The coding region runs from base 150 to 1277 and encodes 375 amino acids. The record is from RefSeq and is a predicted model, not a curated record.